AUGCAGGAUGGUGCCCCAUUCCCUUCCCGUCAGCUGAGAGAGUGCUCUGUUCUCUUCCGCGAGCUUGUGGACUACAUGAACCCGCUCCUGACUCUCAUUGACAGCGGCUCGUGCGACGGCGAUGAGUACGCUCUUAUUAUUCCCCCUAAUAGCGACAUUGAGCGUUGUGUGACGAGAUUUUGCAUGCAAUCACGAGGAGGAAAGCAGCGCAUCAUCCGGCGAGUUCCACAGAGUGUCGUCCGCCGGCAUCUGCUGCAUGGUCGGAGUCUCGCUGACAUGUCAAACUUGGCUGGAGACACCGUGCGUGUUGAUUUACGCCGCUCCUCCAACAGCGGUAACAGCACCAGUGAAGUCUCUCUGUUGGGAUACAUCACACUACAGCAUGCAGGAGGAGCUGUACGCCGGGUAGGCAUUCAGUGGAGGGAACCGUACGGGGCAAACAACCGGUUUUCUGUUCUAUUUGUUGAUGGUGCUCUUCUGGACGAUGAAUUGGUGGCAUCCGUGAAGGUUCCAGCGAUGCAUUCUGGCGUCCACAAUCAUGUCUGGUCACGGCUACACAAGCCUACCACCACCAAUGAGACGCCAGCCUUUGAACAGUACAAAGGCGAUGAAAAUGCACUACGGUCCUUUCUGGAGGAAAUUGUCAAUCGGAAAAGUGAGGAAAACGACAACAGUAAACGUUUGCGGAAACAACUGGACGAGGCCCUCUUGUAUGUAGAGACAGAGGUGGGUAUUAUGCUCUUGUCUUAUGUCUGCAUGCCGGGAUACGAGCAGCUCAUCGUUGCAAAGGUUCACCAGAUUGUCACGACCGGAGCGGAUGCUGCGACAAGCGACUGCUGCUUCUCGGAGGAAGACAGGGAGGACAUCCUCGUUUCCUUUCACACGAUAGUGAGUGGUGCCUUGAGUCGAAAGCUCGUGCCUCACUGGGACAAUAUGAUGCAGAGAGAAAACAUCGCUUUCAAUCACGCCUGCCGGACACUAAAGCAGGCUUACCCCUUCCGCCAUUUUCUCCCGCGUUCACUUCCGUUGGUACCCGAGAGCUGUUUUGCGAGCGCGAUUCGAUUAGUGAGGCUCCUGGAGAGUGAUUCUCUUAGUGCUCUGUCCUUGAUGCGAGUAAUGGAGGGGGCGCUGAAUACCCUCAUGGAUGCGCUUGCAGCACAUGACUGCAGUGCGAACUCGACGGCAGACGUGUGCAUCUCUCUCGCAGUUGCUCUCGUCGUUGCGGCGGAGCCUGUGCUUCUCCCUGCGCGUAUUCGCUAUAUCACUGAUUUCGGUCUGGUGGCCAUGGAGAUGUCUGCCGCUGGCUACGCAGUGACAACCUUUGAAGCAGCCUCAACGCAAAUAAUGGAAGAGUACCGCCUUCACAUUAGUGCAGUGUAG
This is a messenger RNA of Trypanosoma grayi, 1380 nucleotides long. RefSeq lists its product as hypothetical. NCBI's taxonomy places the organism in Eukaryota, Euglenozoa, Kinetoplastea, Trypanosomatida, Trypanosomatidae. Bases 1 to 1380 code for a protein of 459 amino acids. The transcript has a single exon. The record is from RefSeq and is a predicted model, not a curated record.